Fusarium poae is the source of this 666-nucleotide messenger RNA. RefSeq lists its product as uncharacterized. Lineage: Eukaryota; Fungi; Ascomycota; Sordariomycetes; Hypocreales; Nectriaceae. Gene Ontology annotation, biological process: regulation of DNA-templated transcription; DNA repair. Gene Ontology annotation, molecular function: methyltransferase activity; sequence-specific DNA binding; zinc ion binding. Bases 1 to 666 code for a protein of 221 amino acids. The transcript is spliced from 3 exons. The record is from RefSeq and is a predicted model, not a curated record.
AUGGAUGAAUAUACGCUCAGUCUUGACAAUGCGUUGGGUGUUGUCUCUCUUUAUGACGACGAUUCCUCUCGAUGGGAAGCCGUUACCUCACGCAACACCAACGCUGAUGGCCUUUUUGUCUAUGCGGUGCGAACAACAAAGAUAUUUUGUCGCCCAAUUUGCAAGGCCCGACUUCCUCGCCGUGCGAACGUGUCCUUUUAUACUCAUGGCCAUGAGGCUCAGCAGGCUGGUUUCCGUGCCUGUAAACGUUGCAAGCCCGAAGUUGCAGGGUUCAUGCCUCAAGAGACUGCCGUGCGAAAGAUACAAGCUUUUAUGCGACAGCAAACAGAGAAACAAAGCGAUGCCCAAGUCAGACUAAGCUUGAGCCAGAUGGCUAGGCAAACUGGACUGUCAAAGUGGCAUUUCCAUCGAGUGUUUAAGAAAUGUGUUGGUAUAACGCCGACAGAAUAUUUGCGGAUACAACGUCAGAGUCAGUGCGUUCAGAAUUCAGCGGAAACAAGUCGGGUUGACGAUGGGUUUGACAUUGAAACUCUGGGCCAAGAUUUUGACGUGAGAACUUGGGACGAUUUUGUUCCUGGUUCAGGCUAUUCGAUCUUUGGAGACGGAAACAUCUAUAUAACAUCUCCUUCACCUUCGUCUUUUCUUACUUCAUCUGCUGUUCUGUGA